This is a messenger RNA of Manihot esculenta (cassava), 2828 nucleotides long. Its product is annotated as pentatricopeptide repeat-containing protein At1g63330. The record is from RefSeq and is a predicted model, not a curated record. Lineage: Eukaryota; Viridiplantae; Streptophyta; Magnoliopsida; Malpighiales; Euphorbiaceae. Bases 1 to 2133 code for a protein of 710 amino acids. Gene Ontology annotation, molecular function: protein binding. The transcript has 8 exons.
AUGAUAUCUGUGUGCCUUUCGCUUGAAUUCAGACAUGGACUAGAUCUCUUUGAUAUAAGAUUGUUGAUGAAUGGAGGUCAUGGAUUUCUAAUCAUCAAGUACUUGCAAGGAUAUGACUACAACUUCACCUUUCUAACCAUAAAGGGCGCAGGAUAUACAGUCCCAGAAUACAAGCUACAAGGGGCAAUUGGUACCAUUCAAUCUCCAUUCCUUUUCUUAUUUACCAAUUAUUGCCAUUCUUCUACUUCCACACUUGAAGAAGCACUUUUCUUGACAAAUAACUUCAAAUCUGCUUCUUUUACGCACCUUGAUGAUGCCAUUGCUUCCUUCAAUCAUGUAAUUCAUAAGCAUCCUCUGCCUUCUAGGGUUCCAUUUAAUAGAUUCUUAUCUGCCCUUGUGAAAAUGAAACAAUAUCACACUGUCCUUUCCAUGUCCAAAACAAUUGAAUUGCUAGGAAUCUCUCACGAUGUUUAUUCUCUUAGCAUCUUAAUUAAUUGCUUCUGCCACUUACACCUUGUGGAUUUUGGCUUCUCUGUUUUUGGUAAGAUGCUAAAAUUUGGAUUGGAGCCUGACGUUGUCACGUUUAAUACCUUAAUUAAUGGGCUUUCUAUAGAGAGUAAAAUGGACAAAGCAUUGGAAUUUUUCGAUGAUAUGGUUGCACGUGGUUAUCAACCUAAUGUUCGUACUUACAGUGUGAUAAUAAACGUAUUGUGUAAAUUUGGGAAAACAAAUGUGGCUAUUGGGCUACUAAAGGAAAUGGCUGAUAGAGGUUGUGAGCCAGAUGUUGUGACAUACAAUGCAAUCAUUGACACCCUCUGCAAAGAUGAGCUAGUUGGUGAGGCUUUAGAGCUCUUCUCUCAAAUGAGGAAUAAGGGCAUUUCACCUGAUGUCAUCACUUACACUGGUUUAAUUCACGGUGUUUGCAAAUUAGGCCAAAAGAACCAAGCUUUGGCCUUGAUGAAUGAAAUGGUGGAGCAGAACAUAUCACCUGAUGUUUAUACCUUCAGUGUAUUGAUUGACGCUCUUUGUAAGGAUGGAAUGGUUUCAGAGGCUCAAAAUACAUUCAAUAUAAUGAUUCAAAGAGGUGUAGAGCCUAAUGUGGUCACCUACACUUCCUUAAUUGAUGGUCUUUGCAUUUCAGACCAUUUCAAGGAAGCUUUGGCCUUGUUGAAAGAAAUGGUGGGGAGGAACAUAUCCCCUGAUGUUUUUACCUUCAAUAUAUUGAUCGACACUCUUUGUAAGAAAGGACUGGUUUCAAAUGCACAGAAUACAAUCAAAAUAAUGAUUCAAAGAGGUGUGGAACCUGAUGUUGUCACUUAUAAUUCAUUGAUGGAUGGAUAUUGUCUGCGCAAGCAAAUUGAUAAGGCUAGAAAGGUAUUUGCUCUGAUGAUGACCAAUGAAAUAGCUGACAUUUUGAGCUACAACAUUUUGAUCAAUGGAUAUUGUAAGUGCAAAAUGAUAGAUGAUGCAAAGCAGAUUUUUGAUGAAAUGUCUCAUAAAGGUUUAGUUCCUACGACUGUUACUUAUCAUACUCUUAUAAAGGGUAUGUUUCAAGCAGGGAGGCCCCAAAAUGCAAAAGAGCUCUUUAAGGAUAUGUGCUCUUAUGGUAAACAACCAAAUAUAGUAACCUUCUCAAUUAUGAUUGAUGGCUUGUGUAGACAGGGGAAUCUCGAUGAAGCACUCACACUAUUGAAAGCAAUGGAGAAAAGUCAGUUGAAGCCUAAUUUCGUGAUCUAUAGCAGUCUGAUCAAUGGUAUGUGCAAAGUUGGGAAGAUUAAUGAUGCCAAGGAACUGUUUUCUAGUCUUUUUGAAAUUGGUUUACAACCUGAUGUUUGUGUAUAUAAUGCAAUUAUGAAAGGACUCUGCCAACAAGGAUUAAUGGAUGAAGCGUAUAAGUUAUUUAAAGACAUGGAAAAGGUAGGAUGUUUACCAAAUAGUUGUUGUUAUAAUAUCAUCAUUCAAGGGUUUCUCAAGCAUGAGGAUUUACCAAAAGCAUCAGAACUAAUCAACGAAAUGAUUGAUAAGGGGUUCUCUGCUGAUGAUGCUACCACAGAAUUGGUAGUACAUUUAUCGCGGAAUAAUAAUCUCAUUCUGAGGCUUUUAAAGGCGCGCAAUGAGGGAUCAGCAAACUAAAGUUGUUAUAUCUUGACCAUUCAAGUGUAUCUUGGAGCACAACUUGACAUGGACUAGAUCUCUUUGAUAUAAGAUUGUUGAUGAAUGGAGGUCAUGGAUUUCUAAUCAUCAAGUUGCUGGUACUUGCAAGGAUAUGACUACAACUUCACCCUUCUAACCAUAAAGGUACUUGCAAGGAUAUGACAACAACUUCACCUUUUUAACCAUAAAGGGCGCAGGAUAUACAGUCCCAGAAUACAAGGUAAGAGAAUCACUAGACUUCUACAGCUGUUGGUUGGAUGAAAUGUCAACUAAAUUAUAAACAGAAAAUUUUAUGGGAAUUGAGGGAAAAGCAAACGUCCUCUUUCAUUUGAGUUAUUUAUAUGGUGCAUUUUGCGAUACAUUUGUGUGGUGUUAUGAAUGUGAAGCACAUUGUUUCUUACUGUUUGAGAUGUUAAGUUAGGCAAGAAAAGUUGUUUUGGUUGUUUCUUUUCUCCUUUCAGCAGUAUAUAAUGAGACAUUUUAUUUUUUUACCACUUUCUAAACUUUGUAAUAUACUUUUUCUUUUUGCUUGAUGCAUCUUUGUUGAAGUUUUUGUGAUUCUGCAUCCAUGGGAAAUGGUUUGUUAGAGAAGGUGGGUUUGACAGGGUACAUAUUGAGAGGUAGGAAACCGAUUGCAAAAUGAUUCAGAACCGAAGAAUCUAUAUCAGUUGUUG